Molecule: messenger RNA, 2572 nt
Organism: Porites lobata
Lineage: Eukaryota; Metazoa; Cnidaria; Anthozoa; Scleractinia; Poritidae
Source: the annotation of a GenBank genome assembly
AUGACCCUCAAGUUUGAGUUACUUAUUCUCAUUCUCGUGCACUCCUUUCGACAAUCGGACCUCAGACAAUAUACUGCUGCUUUGAUGGCAAUUACCCCUUCGAUGUUUGCUCUAGACCGCACUAAUUAUUCGCAGUGGCUACCUGUACAUGUUAGGGACAUGGUAAAACUACCAAAUAAAAACCCACAUGUCUACAAGGAGCUCUGAAAAGGUGGCAAAUUUACAGGGCAGAAGACGACUAAUACUUUUUCAUCUAUACCACUAGAUCAGGCUCAUGAACAGAAUAAUAAGUUAAUAAAGGGGGACGGCAGGAUUAUUGGAAUCCCUGAGAAUCCUGGUGUGCUUUUAAGAUGGAUGGCGGCUGGACCAGAGCUGGCAAGAAUGGUAAAAGAGUUUGAGACUACAAUAGAGGAGGACAACACCAACCAGACUUGCACAACACAUCAUGAGCAAUCCAGGGCUUGUUAAGUGCGCUUCAUAAGUCAUGUUCAAUCUCUGGUUUCUACAAAAGAAGAGCUUCGCAACCCAUUUGAAGAGGAAAGCACAGACCUGAUCUCACUUGUAUCGAAAGAUAUAGCUGAUCCAGCAAUGAAAGCUGUUUGAAUUCUGUGACAUAUGGUAAACAUGCGUUUUCCUUCUGUGCAUCUACAUUAUGAAAUACUCUUCCCGAUUCUCUUAAAAAUGCACCUUCCCUUUCGUCCUUUAAAUCUACCCUGAAAACAUUCCUAUUUUGGAAAUUUUAUUUUUAGUAAUGAGAAACAUUAUAUAGGUUUUUAUUUCAUUUAAAUUUAUUCUAUAUCAGUGUAGGUAUUUUCAUUUUUCAGUUUUAUAAUCGACUGUUAGUAUCAUCAUUAUAUUUUGUUUUAUUAUGACAUGUAAGCGCACUAAGACUCCUAAAUGCGCUCAUAAAAACCUUACUAUUAUUAUUAUUAUUAUUAUUAAAGCUACUUUGAACAACAUUGAGUCAAUUGGAAAGGAGCAGUAUGAACUCAUCAAAGAAAUGCUUGGAGAGAGAUCUAGGCCAAUCGAUGACAGCAUUUCAAGAAAUAAUCUUCCUUUGUGGAAACCAGGGUCUAGGACUUCAACGUCAAAAGAGAAAAUGAGGCUUAAGUCUGUAAAAAACGGAUUGCCAGUUGUUUUCGAAGCUAUACAUUGGAUGUCAAAGUCAAGACGGCGAUCUCGAUGAUUUUUUUUGUCAUGAAAAUCAAUGGUCUCGUCCUUCAUUAUUGGACUGUGGGAGAAUCAGGUCAGGUAGCAAAUGUGACUUGAUACAGUGCAUGGAUAAAUUGGUGGGCACAAAAGAGUCCCCUAACCCAUCGGUUGUGGUAUUGGAUUAUGCACUCUGCGUUCAGAUGCUCAAGCCACAAUUCUGUAAAAAUUCCAUGGAAUACAGUGAGAGGGUCUUUCUGCCGUACAUCAAACAAUCAAUUGAAAAUGUACAGAAGCUGGAUUUGGUGUGGGAUGAAUAUAUCCCUAACAAUUUGAAAGCAAGCACAAGGCAGAAGAGACGCACUGGUGCCAGAAGGAGGGUUCUUCCAUCUAUGGUACCCCGAAACUGGCAAGAAUUCUUUCGUUUAGAUGACACCAAAAGGGAGCUGUUCCUGUCUUUGUCGGAGCAGGUCAUGAAAAUGGCGAUCGAGGGCAAGCAAAUCAUAGUUACAAAAGGCGAAGAAGUACUCUGCUUUCCCCCCGAGACAAGAAGGAAUGAAUUGUCACCCCGUUCGCAUGAAGAAGCAGACACAAGAACAAUGGUUCAUAUUGCUGAUGCAGUACAAGAUGGUCACCAGUCAGUCAUGAUCUGAUCAACAGACACUGAUGUGGUAGUGUUAGCUGUUGCUGCUGUUGCAACUUUAGAAGACCUAAAGGAAUUAUGGGUCUCCUAUGGAACCGGAAAAAAUCACCAGAUCCUACCGGCAAAUCUCUUUGCAAAGGCUCUUGGUCUAACUAAAUCAAAGUGUCUCCCCAUAUUCCAUGCCCUAAUGGUGCAACACAACAUCUUUCUUCGCUGGGUAUGGAAAAAGAACAGCCUGGGCAGUUUGAGCGAGCUUUCCACAUGUUACUAGUACGUUUCUCAAGCUCCCAGGGGCCCCCUAUAAUAUUUCUGACGACAAUCUGUGCACCAUAGAACGAUUUAUCAUUCUAAUUUACGACAGGACUAGCCACCUCAGCAAAGUGGGUUUUAAUCUUCUUGGAUUCUUCUUGAGGACUUGUGAUUGUGUAAUGUUUGCAUUUAUUUAUACUUACCAUUUGGUACUUGUUUCAGGUCAAUGAUGCCCGAAAGUACUUAUUCACAAAGAAAGGGAGACGUGAAGCACGCUGUGUAUCAAGGAGGAUAUGUGCAACCGCCCUUAAGCCUCCUCUUUCUGAACCCACAAAUUGGGGCUGGACGUUAGGACAAGAAAGCCAACUGCAACCACAAUGGGUUACACUACCAGCAGCGGGUGCCAGCUGCAAAGAGCAGAACCAUUGUGGUUGUAAGAAGAGUUGUAGCAAAAGAUGCAAGUGUGUAAAGGCAGACCCUCCAUGUACCCCGCUUUGUAUAUGCGAUGGACAAUGCAUUCGUGACCAAUUU